CAAUAGGUCGACCUCUUAACAUCAUCGGUCGACCUCUGCUUGCAAGCAGAAUCAAUAACCCCAACAUUUACAUACAUCUACGAUACAAAAACAUAAAUAGGUCGACCUCAAAAACAUCUUAGGUCGACCUAAUACACGCCAUAGGUCGAACUCAGAAAAUCAAGCACAAAUCUGGGUCAAAGAAGGGCAAAACUAGAGUGCAAAACAUCAUAGGUCGACCUCUGUUAAUUAAAAACGAGAAUGGGUCAAAGAAUAAGGCCAAAACUUGUAAAAAAACGUCAUAGGUCGACCUCGUAAACGUCAUAGGUCGACCUCGGUGAAUAAGAAACAAGAAUUAAAGGGACCAAAUGCAUAAAAUUUAGAGUGCAGAACGUCAUAGGUCGACCUCAAUAACAUCGUAGGUCGAACUCAGUUAGUGAAGCACAAACUUGGUCGAAUAAGAAGGCUAAGACGCGUAACAAUAACAUCAUAGGUCGACCUCAAAAUCAUCAUAGAUCGACCUCAGUUAAUUACGCACAAAUAUGGGUCGAAGAUUAAGGCAAAAACUCGGCAAAAACGUCAUAGGUCGACCUCGUAAACAUCAUAGGUCGACCUCGGUGAAUAAAAACCAAGAAUGAAUGGGACCAAACAGGUAAAAUUUGGAGUGCAAAACGUCAUAGGUCGACCUCAAAAUCAUCAUAGGUCGACCUCAGUUAAUUAGGCACAAAUAUGGGUCGAAGAAUAAGGCAAAACGUCAUAGGUUGACCUCAUAAACAUCAUUGGUCGACCUCGGUGACUAAGAAACGAGAAUUAAAGGGACCAAACGCGAAAAAUUUAGAUUGCAGAACGUCAUAGGUCGACCUCAGUAAUAUCAUAGGUCGACCUCAGUUAGUGAAGCACAAACUUGGCCGAAGAAGAAGGUCAAGACGCGCAACAUUUGGUGGGCUAAACGUCAUAGGUCGACCUCAGUUAAUUACGCACAAAUAUGGGUCGAAGAUUAAGGCAUAAACUCGGCAAAAAAGUCAUAGGUCGACCUCGUAAACAUCACAGGUCGACCUCAGUGAAUAAAAAACGAGAAUAAAUGGGAUCAAACGCGUAAAAUUUAGAGUGUAGAACGUCAUAGGUCGACCUCAUUUAGUCAAGCACAAACUUGGUCAAAGAAGAAGGCCAAGACGCGUAAUAUUUGGUGUGUUAAACGUCAUAGGUCGACCUCAAAAUCAUCAUAGGUCGACCUAAGUUAAUUACGCACAAAAAUGGGUCGAAGAAUAAGGAAAAAAAUAUGCAAAAGUGUCAUAGGUCGACCUCAUAAAUAUCAUAGGUCGACCUCGGUGAAUAAAAAACGAGAAUGAAUGGGACCAAACACGUAAAUUUAGAGUGCAGAACCUCAGUGAUCGACAUCACGAGCAUCACAGGUCAACCUCAGUUCAUAAAAAACGAGAAUGUAUCAAAGCAUAGCUUAACAUUUGGAAUGCAAAAGGAAAUCGGUCGACCACGAAUAAGAUUAGGUCGACCAAAUCUGACGAACAGAACAGAAAAACCUCCAUUUUCCAGAUUUUGAUUUUUUUUUAAAAACCAUCUAAUCUACCAAUGAAGAACAUAAAACUCAAACCAAAUGAAAGGAAGAUUGAAAUACCCACCUUGUUCUACUUCUUAGUAGAGGAGGAUGAAAUAGAUUGGAGGUUUUUGUUCUUCUCCAAUGGGAUUUUUGAAAUUGGAGGAGAAGAAGAAGAAGGGAAAGGUGAGGAAGAAUAGGAGAUGUAGUGGAUAGGUUUCUAUUUUUGGUAUAGAAUGAGUGGAGGAGGUUUCUUAAAUAGGACAUUUUCUUGUAGCAGGCCGACCGUUUUUAUGUGUUUGUUUAUUUCAACCAACAAUCAACUAACUCAUAAAUUAUUAAGAUAAUUCAAAAAAAAAAAAAACAAUGCAAUCACAGUAAAAAAUAAAUAAAGUCCUAAAAAAUAAUAGAAGAAAUUUAAGAUCUUUCUUUGGGACUUUUUUCGGGCACUUAGGGCAAAAAUGGCCACAUUUCGAACACUUUCUUACGCUUUUGACCGAUGCACUUCGUGCUGACUUGAAUGUCCCCUUGGUCUUCCCAAUUUUUGAGUCUUUCACACUUUGAAGGGGUGCUGGAGGGUUUGCAGGUGCAGUAGUGUCUGUUCUCUCCCUCGAAAACUCAAUUGCCCAUUGAGUAAGGUCAUCCAACGACUUAGAGACAUGAUUAAAAGCAACUUCACUACCACACGCGAUGUCACACAAACGCUUACACUUUAGAGACAAUCCUCCAUGUGUUAUCAGUCGACCAACUUUCUCUCCCACAUCACCUCCAACUCCAGGAUGAAGAUUUAGAGUCUUCGCAUUUUGGAUCCAUCGAAGCUUGAACCACGUGGAGGGUAGUGCGGUGUAUCUCAUAUAUUUUAUUAAUGUAAGCAUAUGUCUGCAUGGAAACCCCUUAGAUUCAAAUAAUGCACACUCACAUUUUAGAUCUUGAUUGGUCGUAGUAAAUGUUAACCUCCUAAUCCGAUCCGGGUUGAUGCAGUUCUUCAUAAUGAAUGUCUAUGUCCCAUCUGAUGCAGUUCUUUUCUCCGCUAAAAUAUAAGAAGCUUCAUUCUCUAGUUCAGACUUGAAGAUAGCAAAUGUACGAUGUGUGUAGAUACUUUCAGCUUGCAUUUCCCAUGUGCGAAGGGCAUGCUUGCAGACCAGCCUCGUGUUCCUAGAAGAAUAAUCAUCCUGCACCUCCAUGAAACGCAUCCCCUCCAGUGCUUCAUCAAUGCCCUGAACAAACCAUUGCAAACUGUAUUGAGUUCCCACAUACCCAUUUAUCUAAUGGUUACAGGACUCACAUCGCGAGGUUGAUUGGAGUCCACCAAAAUAAAUAUCCUUCAAAUAUGCCUCUGCCCACAAGUAAUUUGUCAGCGUACAACUGCAACCACUUAUUUGCAGACAAACCGUGCUUACUAAUCAAACUCUCUCAGCGCCUCUCAAACUCCUCACUCGAUAUACGUGCUUUCGCCAAGUGGGUAAAUGCGCUAACGAACUCUCUAUUAUGAACGACUGUUGUCGCAUUUGUAUCAAUAUGCCAAAUACACAGACGGAGAGGCACUCCAACCAGAACAGUAGCAAUGGCGCCACGCAUAGACUUGCAUCCGUCUGUGAUCACUGAAGUAGGCAUCUGAUGGACCGUUAGUUACACAUGUUUUCACCCCUGUUCUUACACCGUUUGAGAUGUGGUUUCUCGUGUUUUAGACCGAUUUCACGCUAGGUUGUGCUUGUUUGUGAUAUUUCAGGUCCUGGCAAGUGAAUGAAGGUUUAGGAGCGAGUUCGGGGUCGAUUGGGCGAAGAUCGGGCGCGAGACAAGUCACAAAGGAGGUCACACGGGCUGCCCUGAUGAUCACACGGCCGUGUGAAGGAGUAGUCUGGCCGUGCGAGUUUUGCCGAGAGCAAACACGGGCAGAGCAGGACAUCCACACGGCCGUGCAGGAGGCCAGUCUGGCCGUGUGGAAUUCUGCGUGAGCAAACACGGGCAAAGAGGAAGUUCACACGGCCGUGCCACUCUGGCCGUGCAAAGAGCCUGGAAUUCGAACUAAUUGGAACGCAGCGUUUUGACUCACACGGGCAACUGGGUAAGCCACACGGCCGUGCCACCCUGGCCGUGUGAGUCGGGAUUUUCUGCUUAAAACCGAUUUUCAGCCAAAGGAGAGGAGGAGAGCUGGGUUUUGGAUCCCAAACACCCAAGGGACGAACCCUAGAGAGAGAGAGCGACUUGGGAACAUUCUUGGAGCUAUUUUGGAGGAUUUCUUCUCCAUUGGAGCUCGGGAAUCAAGCUUGGAGAUGGAGAUUGAAGAUCUAGAUCAGAUUUCUGCAGUCUCUCUCUUCUCUAUGGAGUAACUUCCCUUCACUUAGGUUUUGAGGAACCUUAGUUCCAUGAGUUAGGAUCUUUCUUGUAUGAAGUUUUGGAUGCUAUAUUGUUUGAUUAUAAUCGAAUGAUGCAUGUUUAUUGAGUCAAUUGAAGUCUGAUCAACUUUUCCUGAUUCCUGCUGCAAUCUGAGAUAGAUAGAAUCUGAUUAGGUUGCUAGAGUCUCAUCAUUCGGUAGUAGGAGAUUGGCUAUACGAGAGUUAGCCAGUUUACUCCUUUGUACUGGAAUCCAAUUCCGGUAGUGGAGUUCUGUGCUUAUUGCUUCAGCUUUCUAUCCCGGUGAAGACUAGUCGUCUGCCGGAUAGUUAGACUGAGAGGGCUUGGUCAGCUUAAGAGAUUCCAAGCUACUGCCGGAACUUCCGCAGUUUAAUCAACAGUAAAUCAACCAAAAGGAAUUACAACUUGGACCUAAUUGAGGAGCUAGGGGGAAUCAUACCUAAGUGAGUUCCCAAACUGUAACUAGUAGUUUUACUUAGUUUAGUUAGUAGAGUAGUUUAGUUAAUCAAUCCUUAAUCUAGUUUGCUAGAUAAUGAACUGAAGCUGAGUAAUGGUAACUCUAGAGACCCGUGGAUUCGAUAUUUAUUACUUGUGCCACUAUACUGCAGUCCCUUUCAUUGGUUACACUUGGCCAUUGUUAGGUGUUGUGUUUUAGCGAGUCAAGUUUUUGGCGCCGUUGCCGGGGACUUUCUAGAGUAUUAGGAAAGGCAGAAGUUUGUUACUUUAGCGUUUUUCUUUUCUUUUCCACCCUUGCUUUUCACUUGGGUGUUUUUGUUUUUGUUGGUGCAGAUCUGAAUCAUGGAUCCUAAUGGCUUCUCCAAUCAUUGGGGGUAUCCACCACCAUCCGGGUGGUAUUACCCCGUGACUCCCUACAGCAAUCAAGGAGGAGAAAACUAUGGAUUCGGGUUCCAGUACCAACCCCCAUUCUACGGAGAACAACCAGACCCCUGGGCAUAUCAAGAACAACCUCAUUACCAAGAAGACUUUCUCCCACAACCAGAAGGGCCAUCGGAGCUGGAGUUACCCAUGGCGGCCUUCACGGGCCACUCUGCAGAGCCAUGCUACACUUCACUGGAGGAUCCGAACAAACAAUUAAGGCUUUUCGUGGAGCAGUUUGCUCGAGACACUGAGAAAUCAUGCUCCAAGAUGGAUAUUCAAAUCAAAUCCCUUGCCACUUCUGAUCCCUCAUUUCUCCAUGAUAUGGAGGAGACUGUUCAGCGCUCAGCGAAGCAAACAGAGUGGGUGAAGCAAGUUUGCUCACAUCUUGCUCAAGAUCACCUUUCUGCUGCCACGCUAGAAGAGGUGGAGGAUGACAAAGGCUAUGAGAGCGUUGAGGAGCAUACAGAAGUUAUCACAGAGAACUCCCAUGAUAACCAUGAUCAGGAAAGUCCUUUGGUUGCAGACCACACCUUUCCUCAUUUAUGCUCUAACAUGCUGGGCCCGUGCGAGGAGAUGCAAGAUGAUCCCAUUGAAGAAAUUGCUUGGCGACUUGCUCUCCAAUCUGUUCUAGAAGAAGAAGAGCGAGCAAGGAUGAGGAAGGAAGUUGUGGAUGAUGAGGAAGAAAGAAAAGAAGAGGUGGUUCUUGAUCUUUUCCCAGGGGAGAGACCACAUUUUGAAGAAGAAAGGGGGGUUGAGGAAGCAAUUGGCGUCCAGGCUGAGGAUGAAGUUGAGGUGGAAGAGGCUUGCACCGGCCCUAUGUUACAUUUGAUAUCUCCACCAAACUUCGAGGAGCUGCUCGGCAAGGACCCAUUUGCAGUGUCUUUUUGCCAGACCAAGGCCACAUCAACAUCGGUCCCUCUUGGUGGACGCGAUGGUGGCCAAUCGAUGCUGUCAUAUCUGGUUUGGGGCAAUGAGACGAGAGAAGAGAAGAAGAGGUCUCGAGGGUGGAGACUUCAUCUGCAUCAAGUACAUGAGCCUUCAUCACCUGCCACACCACAUGCUCGUGACUUGAGACUCCACCUCAUCGACGAGAACCUCAACUUCAAGGAGGUUCUAGCAUGGACCGAAACUUAGGAGCCAUCGUCCGGCUCACGACGUGAAAGAAGCGCUUGUUGGGAGGCAACCCAACCAGUCGGUUUGCAUUUCUUUCUCUAUUUCUCCUCGGUUGAGUCAGUUUUGUUAUUUGAUUUUAGAGUCAAUAACUCAACCUUUGUGAG
Messenger RNA from Linum trigynum, 6042 nucleotides. NCBI's taxonomy places the organism in Eukaryota, Viridiplantae, Streptophyta, Magnoliopsida, Malpighiales, Linaceae. The record is from the annotation of a GenBank genome assembly.